Messenger RNA from Astrephomene gubernaculifera, 2311 nucleotides. NCBI's taxonomy places the organism in Eukaryota, Viridiplantae, Chlorophyta, Chlorophyceae, Chlamydomonadales, Astrephomenaceae. The record is from the annotation of a GenBank genome assembly.
UAGGAUUUUUCUUGCAUAUCGUCGAACCUGUCAUAAAUGUCUAGCGAAGGCGUUCCGCCCGCGAGCAAUAGCAGCAGCCAUACCGGUGCCUCCGCCCAAAUGGCAAAGCCAGAGUGCUGUCCUGUAAGCAUUAACACCAAUGAUGCGCAACUCGGUAUCCGUAUAAAGUGCCCAAAGGUCCUAGUUGGGCCUGUCGAGCUCGGCAUCGCAGCGACCUACUCGUUAGACGCCGCUGGUGACGACAAGGACGAGAAGCUCUCCGCACUAUUGGCAAAGCGGCUGAAGCCAACGCUGACUGUGAAGGACACCCUUCUGCGUGGCAAGCUCGAAUUAGAGCCGCAAGCUCGCAAGCUUCAUUACAGCAAGAAGCUCCGCCUGCCCUUCGCCAACACGGAGCUCCUGCGGCUGCGGCUCACCGCCCAGUGGCCCAGUCGGGAGGCGGCCGGGGGCCUGCUGGGGCGAGCGCUGGGGCUCACGCUGUCCUUCGAGCCCGAGCGGCUGCACCAGAAGACACUGAAGGCCCCUGCCGCAGCCGCGGCCGCCACACCCAACACCUACAGCAUGCAGCUGACGCCGCGUGUGGGGCCGCCUCAGCUGAUGUACAACGCAAUCGGCUUCCCGGGCAGCGUAUACCUCAAGGCCAACACCACCCUCACGCUCUCCGACUCCGCCACCCUCAGCGGCCUGCGCGCGCACCUGGACGUGCAGCGGGUUAACGCGGUGGUACGGCUGUACGACCCGGCGCACAUCAAGCCCUGCCGCCUGGCCCGCAGCCUCACCCAAGCGGCGCGGCAGCUGGUGCUGGAGGACGUGGGGGAGGCGGCAGCUGGGGAGCAGCAGCUGAAGCCGGCAGCAGCGCCCGCGGCUUCGCGGCCGGCUGUGAAGGUCGUCUCCGCGCCGGCGCUGCUGGAGCCCCACACGCCGGACGCCAUAGACCGCGCCGCCGCAAAGGUCCGCGAGUGGACGUACGCGGUGGCCGUCAACUCCUGCGUCGCCACGGAGCACCUGCGCCACCAAGCCAACAUGGCGGGGGAGAAGCUGAGGGCGCUGCUGGCUGCGACUAGCAGUAGCGGUAGCGGCGGCAAGGGCGACAGCAGCAACGCAACUGCGGCGGAGGCGGUUGAGCCGUCUGCGGGAAAGUGCAAGAGCCGCGGCAAGGGCCGGUGCUAAGUAGGUGCUAAGUUGAAGGCGAUGGGGGUAACCCGGCGGGAGGCCCCAUGUGUGGUUUUGCGAGGUCGCGCAGGUUGCAUGGGCUUCCCUUCCCGGGCUCAUGCGGAGUUCAAUGUUGCUGCUGUUGUUAGGUGUUAGGCGUCAGCUAGCAUGGAAGAUGACUAGGUGAGGCAUCCCACCAAGUUGUGUGCGCUAGCUGCAGGGAUCACUUUGCAUGGGGUGCAGUGUAGUCCUUUGUAGGGCCGUGGACGCCGGCGAGCCCGGGGGGAAGUGCGGGGCGCCUCUUAUUAGCUGGAAACGGCUGCUGGGUGCGCGACGGCUGAAUGGGACGCCGUUAUCACUCGCGUCACACCACUUACAGGCCCCGUUGGGGCUGCAAGGUUUAAUCCUUUGCCGCAUGUGACGGGGAAGAGCCGUGUGUUCAGGAUGUACGGCAGUGCGGGGUUGUCCGGGCUGUAUGUGGACGGAUGCAGUGUGUUCAACUGCUGCUAUGCUGCUAAUUUGCAGCGCAGAUGCGAUGCAUGAUGAUUGCUAAUUCUUUGGCGGGUCGGCUUGCUGGCUGGCUGCACCGGGUCUUGUUGGUGCCCUGCUGGACCCGAGAGGCUGCGUCGUGCCGCCGCCCCAACGCUCUUCUUUGCUUUAUGUGUACUGUGUUUGUAGAGUGUGGGUUUGAACGUUUCGCGUCUAGUUGGGCUAUCGCUUUGUGGCGAGGUCGUCAUGAUUUUAUAUGGAAGAAUUCCUUUGUGCGGUUUGUGGCUAAUGCACUUGAGGCGUUGUGGGCUAACAGCCCUAUACCCCGCUGUGUCAUGCCGUGUUGUGUGUUAAGAAAACUGGCCGCGAGUAGGAACGUACUGUGUUGGCCGUGUUGUGUGUGUGUGUGUGUGUCGUGUAUUGUUUUCAGACACCCGUGUUGGUGGGGCACUUGCGCAUUUGCAUGUGUCCGGUUCCAAAGCUUUCUGUGCAACCGUCCGAGCACCCGUCCUGCCCUGCCCCGUACACAAAGACAGGACAAAGCCUCCGUACAAGGGCGUAUCCACACCAGAACUUGGGGCUUGCGGGGGAGGUUCCGAACCCCCACCGCUGGCGCCCCCUAGCUGGCGCUGGGCGGCAAGGAGCCUUCCUCCAGUAGCUGUAAUGCCAC